AUGGCGGGCUACUUCGACUCGCCUGGCUCUGCGCCUCAGCCACAGCGCCUCUCGUCGCCCCUGGUCAAGCCGGCACAGGACUCGACGAGGGUCCGAUCCAGCCGAGCAUGCACCCACUGCUCGCACCGAAAGGCAAAGUGCGACGGCAACCAGCCGUGCUCUUCGUGCGCGCGUGGACGCCACGAGUGCGUCUACACCACGCCCAGGAAGCGCGGACCGCCCAAGGGUGCCCCCGCGCGUGGCGGCGUCAAGAAGAGACGCGCCGUCUCGCCCAGCGACGAGCCCAGCAGCGCCGGCCCGCGACCUCAGCUCGCAGACUUCCCUUCCAGCACCAAUCAGCGCGACAUGCCGAGCACUGCCGCCGUCGAUCAGGGCCAAACGCUUCGGCAGCCAGCACAGCAUCCCAACGAACACUUUGCGGCCGGGGUCGGCGUUGGCGUCAACCCUCUGGUCUCCCAUCAUGGACACCCCAACGGAGGCAGCCGGCUCCCUGCGAUCGAGGACGUCCUGUCGCUCAAUUCCGUCGACGCUCCGCUUUCGAGGUCGCGCAGGUCGGACGUAGACUCGGUCGUCGACGGUCUGGUAGGCGCCACUCGGCCUCGCGACCUCGCCAGCUGGGACAUUGUCGCUCGCGACGCAUCGACCAGAUCCCGCUCGAACGAGACAGGCGUCACGGCUGUCGAGCCCUCGGCCCAGUGGCGUCCAACGAACGAACCGCAGACCAGCGUGCACCCGCCUCUGAACUGGAAGCGGCCAGGCCACCUGCCCGGUCGGGCGUAUAGCCACGGGGAUGGAGUUCGGGACUACGACUCUUCUGCCAUCUACCUGUCGCGGCCAUCCACCAACACGCACCUCUACAGUCAGGAUCCCGCGCUUCAAGUCCAGCAUAGCUAUGCCCAACCUCGGAUCCCCCCUAUGGACGCGAUCGGGUCGGCGGCUACUCAGCAGAGCAACGGACCCGGGACGUACAACCGCUAUCUGACUUCGGCCGGCAGCCCGAAUAGCCUCCUCACCGGCGGCUUGGCGGCGCUGCAGUCCGCCUCGAGUCCUCCGGCGCUGGCGCAAGCCCCGAGCCCGCACUCGUCCUGGUUGCCGUCGGGCCCUCGCGGCUCUUUCUCCCCGCGGGCGCCGUCCCUGGGCCAUGGUCCUGCCACCUCGUACAACUACCAUCGCCAGCUACCAAGCUCGGCCGCGGCCACCAGCUACGAGCGGAGCAGCGGCGGCGAUGCUGUGCCUCGCGUCAAGAGGGAAAGUGCUUACCCUUCGCCCUCGGAACGCCCCCACGACGAUUCGCCGGGCACGUCGUUCUACACUUCGACGAAUCCUGGUGUCGAGGCACCGGUGGCCUCGCCUCCGCCCGGUCCAGCGUCGGAGGAUGGACCGGAUCAUGGCAUAGCGGGGCGGCGCGGCGCCCGCGACGGAGGGUCGCCGCGGCUGGCCGAGGAUCACCUGCCCGACGAGGUCAUCAAGCGGCUGCUGGACAUCUACCAGGCCUUCAUCCACCCGCACUGGCCCAUCAUCUACCUGCCAUCGAUCAACUCGCUGCACUCUCUGCGCACCGAGAAGCCGGUCCUGUUCGAGGCAAUCCUGGCGGUGGCAUCGGCCACGUUUGACUCCAAUGCCGAUACGUCGGACCCUGACCUGGUCGCCACCUCGCAGUUUGACCUCUUUCUGGGCUGCCCGGCCGAGGCUGCCGCCGUCAAACAAGCGUGGACGUCUGGGCAUCUGUGCCGCCACUUUGUCAAUCGGGUCAAGCAGAGGAUCCUCGACGGCAGGUUCGAGAAGGACAUCGCCACAAUACAGGCCUCGAUCCUGCUCAGCGUCGUCGAGAUGGGGCUUGGCAACAACUCGAGCGCGUGGCACUUGAGCGGCAUCGCGGUUCGCACCGCGCUCGAUAUGAACCUCCACAGGCCGAGGAUGCAGGCGACGGGCGCCGCUUCUGGCUCUGCCUCGACCUACCCCGGUGUUGCCGGCGUCGGUAACGGGACGAGCAACGCGGAGCUUCAGGAGCAGAAGCGGGUGCUGUGGGCAUCCUACAUCCUCGACAAGGUGCUGGCCACCGUGCUGGAGAAACCGGUGCAGCUGCGCCACAUUGACAUCGAGACCGACAUGCCGUCGGUCUACGAGCGGGACGAGUACGACCUGUGGCUCAACGACACGACGCGGCCGUUUGUGCCGCCCCGCUGGCUGCACGUCAUGGAGGGCGUCAAGGUGCAUGCCAUUAGCAGCUUCUACUCGUGGGCGCAGGUGAUGGGCAUCCUGGAACACAUCCUCGACGGCGUCUACAGCCCGCGCGCCCGGAGCGAGCGCAGGCGCACAAAUGGCGAGGCCGACCGAGCGGUCCUCGCACGCCUCGAUGAGGCGCUGCAGCGCUGGAGGCUGGCGCUGCCGCCCCACCUGCAGUGGACCGACCCGCCUGUCGCGGGCCAGCAGAUCGUCCCGCCCGGCGCGGACCGACCGGGCAUCGCGGCUCACCGUGGCGUCGGCCCUCACAUCCUGACUGUCCGGGGCUGGUACUGCAUCUGCGUCAUCCUGCUGCACAGGCCGAGGGUCCCUCAGCUGCUCACCGUGGGCAAAGCAGGAUGGUCCGCCAAGGCUCGCGGGUCGAAAGCCGAACCCAACGGCAACGGCAAUGGCAACGGCAACGCGGCGCGCUCCUCGAGCGGGAGCGGCUCGGCCCUGCACGACUUCUCUUCGGUGCCGCUGCAGCCUCAGAUGCAGAACAUCGUCUCCCCGCUCUCCCCUUCCUUCCACGGCGGCGAGGCCGCGGCGGACAGCAACACGGCGUCGACGGCGCCGCAGCCAAGCAGCCUGACGGCUCCGGGCCUGGAAAUUUGCAGCCUAGCCGCCAAGGAGGUGUGCGACAUCCUCCACGUGUACAGCACCACGUUCCGGAUCCGCAAGAUCCCCUCGAGCUGGGUCUACCUCAUCUUUCAGAGCGCCACCAUCCACUCUGCCUUGGCGCCCGGCCACGCCGCCCGGGCUCACCGCCGCCACGAGUCGAGGCUCGCCAGGAGGCAGCACCAAGAGCCGGGACCCUCGGGUGGGGGCGCGGGCCGGCCGGGCGGCCGAUCCGUCUCUGGCACCUCGUGGUCGUCGGACGAAGACGAAGAGGACGAGGACGAGGACUCGCUGCAGUCCGACGACGCUUGGACUUCGGACCCCGGCCGGCAGGCGUCGAUGAAGGAGAGCGAGCGCUACCUGAGCCAGUGCCUCAAGUUCCUCAACCGCAUCGGGCCGACGUGGCAGAUUGCCAGCCACCACGUCAAGACGCUGCAGCGGCUCUGCGUUGCCAGCGCCAAGACGAGGCCCAGCAGCCCGAUCCGUACGUUCAAGGCCGAGGACGAUGCUGCCGGACGGACCGAGAAGCAGGCUGCACGCCACGUCGCGAGGGGCGUCGGGGACUCGACCGACGCGCAAAGCCAUGGCGCGCCGUCUCUCGACACCGCUCAGGGGCUUGGCGUCGGGGACGGAUCCAACGGCCACGAUGGGGCGCACCAGCUCGGCGGAUCGACGGACUCGGCGCUGCACGACCUCGCCCAGGAGGCGGUUCGUUUCCGGGAUGGCGCAGAGCUGGCGGCGCCCGUCUACGCCAGCUCAAACGUCGACACCGCAUCUGCGCCCGUCGGCGACGCCACGGGGCUCCCGACAGCGCUUCCCGUCGCCCAGAUGCUGCAGCAGCCGCAGCCGCAGCCGCAGCCGCAGCCGCAGCUGGAUCCACAACCCUCGGUGCCUUGCGAUCAGGCAGGUGCGUCUUUGGUGCAACCGGAUCUGGCCGCCUGGGCCAAUUACUGCGCCAUGUGGGACAACAUGCCGUUGUCGUCCGAGAACCCGGCGAUGUGGGACAGCUUCGUGCGCGACAUUGAGGCGAGCUCGGCGCCGCAGCCACAGCAGGCGCAGUCGCAGCAGCCACUACAGCAGCAGCAACCGUGGUUCGAUCAGAGUGCACCAGGAGGAGGGCCAGGAGGAGGUGCAGGAGGGGGCCUGAAUGCCAUGCCGCGGUGGGGAGGCGUGGGUCUGGCGAGCACCGAUCCCCAUCUGACGGCGUUCCUCCACGGCGAGACGUGGGUUCUCGAUCCGAUGCAGCCGGGAUCUUGA
This is a messenger RNA of Pseudozyma flocculosa PF-1, 4098 nucleotides long. RefSeq lists its product as uncharacterized. Gene Ontology annotation, molecular function: DNA binding; zinc ion binding; DNA-binding transcription factor activity, RNA polymerase II-specific. The coding region runs from base 1 to 4098 and encodes 1365 amino acids. The transcript has 2 exons. NCBI's taxonomy places the organism in Eukaryota, Fungi, Basidiomycota, Ustilaginomycetes, Ustilaginales, Ustilaginaceae. Gene Ontology annotation, biological process: regulation of DNA-templated transcription; DNA-templated transcription. The record is from RefSeq and is a predicted model, not a curated record.